GUAAAUAAUAAUUAUAUUAUUAUUGUUAUUAUAAUUGGAAUUUGUUGGAAAUUUUUAAAUUUAUACCAAUUAUGGCCGAUGAAGACGAGAUAGAUAUCUUGGGUGAUUUCAGUUUGGAUAUUUUUUCGUCGAGAAACGAAACAAAUACGUAUGACAAUUCCCUAGUUUCAGAGAACUCCGAUCUCUUGAAAUGUGAUUAUACUAUUCAUCCGCAAUGGCUGUUGGAUAGGCCCAGUGCCAAUCCUGAUAACUGGUAUAAUACCAACAUCCCAAGCUUAUCUCAAUCAGAAAAUGAUGCAUUAGGACUCAUCUGCACCCAGAAUAGCAUAACUGAUGAAAGUGGAUGGACAGAAAAAGAAAAGAGCCUUCUCGAAAGGGGUAUUGAGAUAUUUGGCAAGAGCAAUGAUAGGCUGUCACAAUUCAUUGGAUCCAAGACAGCAUCUGAAGUGAAGUAUUACCUGAAGAACUUUUACUCUGAGCAUCAAACCAAUGCCAAUCUGAAUGAAAGCAUUCUUGAACAUACUAUCAAUACAAGUUUGGUAACUGAUGUUCUAAAUGAAAACCAAAUACCAGCUAGUGUUGAAGAGGUUAUUGCUACAGUGAGCACUGCAAAACCAACCAUUCAGACAUUCAACCACAAAAGACAAAGGAGAAGUAGUUUGAGAGGUUGCUUCAAUACAAAUGAUUUGAAAAAAUCAGUUUCUUUUUCAAAAUUUCAUCAUGACAGAUCCAAUGCACCAUCAAAACAACACAAAAAGAAUUUGAUGAUGGAAAGGAAGACAACUAAUUUGAAACCAUCCAAAUUUAGGGAAAGAGUAAAGAUGAAAAUGUCCUCCUGUGUUAGCACCAGUGGAAUAAAGCAAAAAAUUGUGAAAAUUAGUAAUGAAAGUAGCAAGCAGAGUGAGAUUAAGAAAGCUGUGAUCACCACUGGUCAAGGACUAUCUGUGCCUAUUUGUGAAGGAGAAGAAAUAGUUAAACUGAAAAGUGCUUCUGAAGAAUCGGAUACAGACAUAGACAUUGAUGUUGAAUUAUCAGAUGAAGAUAUUAAGACAAGUAAAAUCAACAAAAAAAUACAAACCUGUAUUGAAAAACCUGUUGUCACAGAACAACAGAAAACAGAAAAUAUACCCGUGGAAAGUGAAUUGAAAAAUGAAUGCUUUAUUCCAUCUACAGAGAUACCCGAUUUGACAAAACUGAGUGAACCAUUGCAGAAAGAAUUGACAAGUUUGAAGGAACCUACAUCUGAGUUGGAAUUGAAUUCACAAUGUAUAACUGAACUGGAAAAAGUGAUACAUUCUGAGUAUUUUGAUGCCAGCCCCAUCAAGACCCCAGAAAGAUACUUGAAGAUACGAAAUCACAUAUUGAGUGGUUGGAAAGAUCAAAAACCAAAUUACCUUUUCAAAACGUCCAGUCGCCAAGGAUUGAAAAAUUGUGGAGACGUGAAUAGUUUCGGGCGGAUUCAUAAUUUCUUGGAGCAGAUAGGUGCCAUCAAUUUUGGAUGUGAGCAGGUGAUUUACUAUCGACCACUAAUAGAUAUGGUCCAUGAAUAUAGCUCCACUAUUAGAGAAAAGAAGAAUAUUGAUAUGAAGAUUCCAGAUGUAUCUUCCAACAAGUUGGGUGGUCGAGAUAGAUUCAAAAAGAAAUUCGUCAAUGAUGGCGAAGGUGGUUAUACAUUGUCUCAUGGUGAGAAUGGGCAAAUCAUUAAAAAUACUGUGAUAAAUGAAGAACCUUCAUCGAAGCAGAAAGUGUACAUAAGAAAGCCGACAGUACGUUUGAUCUACUGUCGACCUUUCAAUGAAGAAUUUCAGCAACCGUACACCCUGAAAAUGCACCUGUCGACGCUGCUGAUAAUGGACUUCCAUUCCCAUACCUCGCUGACGGAGGUGAUGGGCCUGGUAGCCGGCCGCUGGACGGCACGAAAAAACAUGCUUACCAUAACGGGGUACGAGCCGUGCCGCAACGCAGCUUCGUCGGCCACGCAUUGCGACAUGUGCCCGAUAUCGCAGGCGCGGGCUGCCGAUGUCAUCCACAGAAAAGGCCUGGACAUCGUCGGUUGGUUCCAUUCGCACCCGACGUUCGCACCGGAACCCUCGCAACAGGACCUCGACACCCAACGGUCGGUGCAGCAAUGGCUGGGCCAGCACAAGCCGUGCGUCGCCGUCAUUCUGUCGCCUUUCAGUUCGAACGGGGCGCUGAUAGCGUCGCCGAUGCGGUGCUUCAUGGUCGACAGGAAGGUGCGCUUCGAGGACCAGUUCGUACCCUACAAGUUCAAGGUCGAUAUUGAAUUGGGCAAUUUUGACCUCGAAGAUUUUUUGUCAGAUUUUCACAAAGUCCUGAAAUGGAUUUUGAUGACCAACAAGGAUGACAUGAUGAAGCUUGGCCAGCCUUAUUUUCAAGACUCAUCAAUUACUUUCCUGGAAAAGUAUAUAACUAGCGUUCGCAUGAAUCUCGCAAAAUGUGGGAACCUGAACAAGGCCUCAUGCAACAAGAUAAUCCAAGGGAUCACGGAUAUUUAUUCCAGAACGAAUAAUGAGCAGACCUCGCCCUGAGGAUCGUUGAACGUUGCGAUUCUGUUGAUGUUACCAAGGUAAACAGGAUGUUGUGAUGGGCAUAAGACAGGAAUGUAGGGAAUGGUGGGGCAGAGUGAAUUAUUCGAAAUAAAGUGCUC
This is a messenger RNA of Phaedon cochleariae (mustard beetle), 2668 nucleotides long. The record is from the annotation of a GenBank genome assembly. NCBI's taxonomy places the organism in Eukaryota, Metazoa, Arthropoda, Insecta, Coleoptera, Chrysomelidae.